GUAAAAGCACAUCGGCGCAGAAAGCCGCAAGCAGGACGCUAAUAAGUCUGUCUUAUGAUUUGCUCUCCAGUUUGACAUAUUUACGUCGUAUAAAAUACACAUUUGAUUCUAAAUUUAAGGACAUAAUCGUCUCGAUGCGCUAGAAGCACUUUGCUGGAUCUCGUGUUCGUUUAUUGUUAGUUAGCUUAGCUUUGCUAGUUAGCUUAGCGUGUUAGCUGCUAACAGAAGACACAGAAGUUAUCAACACAUCGCUAAGUAGAGAUCAAGUGUGAGAGUAAAGUCUUGCAAUUGUGUGAAAAUGUCUACAUUACACAUGUUGAGAGCGUUGGUGGACCAGCGACUAACUGCUGCCGUUGAAGAAAUAUUUGUCGUGUUCGAAAGAACGAUAGCAGAAUACGAGGCGGAACUUUCUAGAACAAAAGAGGAGAACAAUCAACUACUGGACGCUGUUUUCAAGAAGCAUCAAGUUGUGUUACUCGGAACAGAUCAUCAAGGACCAGAAGCUGCUGAUCAUCGUUGGCAGCAUGCUGCUGAUGGACUUGUGCAUCCUCUUUUGCUGGCAGAUUGCGGACCCGCUGGAGGAGUACAGCUUGGAGACGUCCAGCGGGUGUCAGCGGGGAGUCACCAAGAGGAGUGGCACACCAGUGUGGGACAGAAGGAGCUACAGACCCCCUUCCACAUUAAAGAGGAGCCGCUUCAAAGUGAGGAGGACAGAGGGGCGGAGGUUGUAAGUCAACACAUGACAGAAGCUGAUGGAGAGCAUUGUGAAGAUAUCAAGUCGGAACCAGACAGCAUCUUUGCACCACUGUCAGACAUGGACCACAUGAUGUCAGACUCCUCUGACCACAGUGACCACAUCCAAAAACCUUUGGAGAGUAAAAAGGACUCUAAAGAGGAUACGAGACAUCACACUAACAACAAACACUUUGACUGCUCUGAAUGUGGGAAGUCAUUCCGACGGAAGAGUCUUUUUACAAGACACAUGAGAAUACAUACUGGAGAGAAACCUUUUACUUGUUCUUUUUGUGAGAAGAGUUUCUCCACAAAACAUUACAUGACCACACACAUGAGAAUACAUACUGGGGAGAAACCUUUCCCAUGCUUAGUGUGUCCCAAAAGAUUCUCCAUAAAUUCUCACAUGACCAGACACAUGAGAACACACACUGGAGAGAAACCUUUUGCUUGCUCUGUUUGUAAGAUGAGUUUCUCCACAAAACAUUACAUGACCACACACAUGAGAACGCAUACUGGAGAAAAACCUUUUACUUGCUCUGUUUGUAAGAAGAGUUUCUCCAGAAAGCUUGACAUGACCACACACAUGAGAACACAUACUGGAGAGAAACCUUUUACAUGCUCUGUUUGUAAGAAAAGUUUCUCCACAAAGUCUCGGAUGACCACACACAUGAGAAUACAUACUGGGGAGAAACCUUUUACUUGCUCUGUUUGUGAGAAGAGUUUCUCCAGAAAGCUUAACAUGAGCAGACACAUGAGAACACACACUGGAGAGAAGCCUUUUGCUUGCUCAUCUUGUGCUAAACGAUUUAACACUAAGUAUGGAAUUAUAUCACACAUGAGAACACACACUGGAGAGAAGCCUUUUGCUUGCUCAGCUUGCGCCAAACAAUUCAACACCAAGUAUGAAAUGAUAUUACACAUGACAACACACACUGGUGAGAAACCUUUUACCUGCUCUGUUUGUGAGAAGAGUUUCUCCACAAAGCAAAACAUGACCACUCACAUGAGAACACACACUGGAGAGAAACCUUUUACCUGCUCUGUUUGUAAGAAGGGUUUCUCCAGAAAGCUUGACAUGACCACACACAUGAGAAGACAUACUGGAGAGAAACAUGAGAAACCUAUUGCUUGCUCAGCUUGUGCUAAACGAUUCAACACUAAGUAUCAAAUGAUGUCACACAUGAGAACACACACUGGAGAGAAACCGUUUAGUUGCACUGUGUGUGACAAAAAGUUCAGGUUCAAGAAUCAGGUCAGUAAACACAAGUGUGUAACAGUCAUGGACACUGCAGGGAUUUGAAAACACUUAAAGGCCUACUUGAAUGAGAUGUUCUUAUUUAAACGGGGAUAACAGCUCCAUUCUACGUGUCAUACUUCAUCAUUUCGCCAUAUUGCCAUAUUUUUGCUGAAAGGAUUUAGUAGAGAACAUCCACGAUAAAGAUCGCAACUUUUGGUCGCUAAUAAAAAAGCCUUGCCUGUACCGGAAGUAGCAGACGAUGUGCGCGUGACAUCACGGGUUGUAGGGCUCCUCACACCUAAACAUUGUUUACAAUCAUAGCCUCCAGCAGCAAGUGCAAUUCGGACCGAGAAAGCGACAAGUUCCCCAUUAAUUUGAGCGAGGAUGAAAGAUUCGUGGAUGAGGAAAAAAAAAAAUUAAAAAAGAAAAGGCGACGACUCCAGGUGACGGCAGUGUGAGCGAAUCAGUUGUUAUUAGACACAUUUACUUGGAUCAUUCUGGAAAAUCCCUUAUCUGCUUAUUGUGUUAAUAGUGUUUUAGUGAGAUUAUAAAGUCAUACCUGAAAGUCGGAGGGCUGCAGUGAACGCCAGUGUCUCUGAGAGAAGCCAAUGGAAGCCAAGAUCACAGCUGCCUUUUUGACAGCUACAGGAGGAGGUCGCAUCAUCCACUGAAGUCUCCGGCAAGAGCCACCUUAAUAUAACAAUUUCCCAUCCAAAAAGUUGCUGGUUGACGUAGAGAAACAUGUUUGCUUGACCGCUCUGUGUUAAAGCUUCACAACAAACAAAGAAACACCGGCUGUGUUUCGGUGCUAAAGGCAGCUGCAAUCCACAACUUUCCACCAACAGCAUUCUUCUUUGACGUCUCCAUUAUUAAUUGAACAAAAGAUUCAGCAACACAGAUGUUCAAAAUACUGUGUAAUUAUGCGAUGAAAAGAGAGGACUUUUAGCGGUAAGUGGUUGCCGGGGGCUAAGAUGUCCCCUCCAACCUGAGACGUCACGCGCACGCCUCAUCGUACCGAGACGUUUUCAGCACCACACUUUGCAGGAAAUUUCAAACUGCAAUUUAGUCAACCAAAAAGGCCGUAUUGGCAUGUGUUGCAAUGUUAAGAUUUCAGAAGUCUCCUGAAGAAAUAAAUAAAGUUCUGUCUAAUAUAAGCUAUCAGACUGCGUGGUCGGUAGUAGUGACUUUCAGUAGGUCUUUAAACAGUGAUUGUGCUAAAUGUACUUUAAAAACACAGCAUGUUUAAUAGGAAUGUAUAUUUCAUGUUGUAUGUGGGGGGGGGCACAGGUCCAGCGGACAUAUUACAAUAUCAUGUUAGACCCACUCGACGUCCAUUGCUUUCGGCCUGCCCUAGAGGGGAGGGGGGGGCUUUGCCCACAUAUGUGGUCCUCUCCAAGGUUUCGUCAUAGUCAUUCACAUCGACGUCCCAUCAUUAUUUUAUUUUGAUCUUUUAUUUUUUUUCUCCCCCUCCCUUGUUUACCUGUAUCUCACCUUUUUUGUAAGGGGCGCCGGAAGCCGUCAGACCCGUCAGCGAUUCUGUUCUGUCUCCCUGUAAUUUUUGUCUUAUCUUGAAUGGGAUUGUGCUGAAAAUGUUAAUUUUCCUGAAGGAAUUCUCCUGACAGAAUAAAUAAAGUACUAUCUAUCUAUCUAUCUAUCUAUCUAUCUAUCUAUCUAUCUAUCUAUCUAUCUAUCUAUCUAUCUAUCUAUCUAUCUAUCUAUCUAUCUAUCUGUCUGUCUGUCUGUCUGUCUGUCUAUCUAUCUAUCUGUUUCCUUGCCCUUAUGUGGGCUCUGUACCACGGAUGUUGUUGUGGCUUGUGCAGCCCUUGGAGACACUUGUGAUUUAGGGCUAUAUAAAUAAACAUUGAUUGAUUGAUUGAUUGAUUUAUCAUUUACCAUUGAGGUUCAUUUUAGCAUUUUUUAAAUUGAAAUCGGAGGGUAUAUGUUAUGGUUUGACUAAGGGAGAUGAAGGCAACAGACACCAAGGCG
Messenger RNA from Nerophis ophidion (straightnose pipefish), 3958 nucleotides. Its product is annotated as gastrula zinc finger protein XlCGF57.1-like. Lineage: Eukaryota; Metazoa; Chordata; Actinopteri; Syngnathiformes; Syngnathidae. The record is from RefSeq and is a predicted model, not a curated record. The coding region runs from base 299 to 2035 and encodes 578 amino acids. The transcript has 3 exons.